Ictidomys tridecemlineatus (thirteen-lined ground squirrel) is the source of this 792-nucleotide messenger RNA. NCBI's taxonomy places the organism in Eukaryota, Metazoa, Chordata, Mammalia, Rodentia, Sciuridae. The record is from RefSeq and is a predicted model, not a curated record.
AUGACGCUGGUGGACAGUGAGACUGCAGAGGGCGGGCUGGGCAGGGCCCUGUCCCCCUACCCUCUCGGGUCCCCUAUUAACUGCCCUUUGUCCUUCCAGAUCCUGGGUGCGGUCAUCCUGGGCUUCGGCGUGUGGAUCCUGGCCGACAGGAGCAGCUUCGUCUCAGUCCUGCAAACCUCCUCCGGCUUCCUGCAGACGGGCGCCUUCGUCUUCGUGGGCGUGGGCGUGGUCACCAUGCUCAUGGGCUUCCUGGGCUGCCUGGGGGCCGUCAACGAGGUCCGCUGCCUGCUGGGGCUGUACUUUGCCUUCCUCCUCCUGAUCCUCAUCGCCCAGGUGGCCGCCGGGACCCUCUUCUACUUCAACGUGGGCCAGCUGAAGCAGGAGAUGGGCGACGUGGUGGGGAAGCUCAUCCGGACCUACAACGCCAGCGGCCAGGACAGCCUGCAGGAGGCCUGGGACUACGUGCAGGCGCAGGUGAAGUGCUGCGGCUGGGUGGACUUCCGCAACUGGACGGACAACGCGGAUCUCAUGAAUCGCACCGAGCUCACCUUCCCCUGCUCCUGCCAGGCCGCCCUGGACGAGGAUGACCCCUUGUCCCAGAAGAAGGGCUUCUGCCAGGCGCCGGCCAACGGCACGGCAAACAGCACCACCAGCAGCCCCGGGGGCCGCAACGACCCUGAGCUCUGGCCUGUGCACAAGGAGGUGUGUGCGGCCACCAUGCCUGUGGUGGGCGCGCGCCUGGCCACCCGGCUGCGCCCAGUCCUUGGGUGUCACUGAUUGGUGCCAUCGACU